This is a messenger RNA of Megalobrama amblycephala (Wuchang bream), 3516 nucleotides long. RefSeq names its product thymocyte selection-associated high mobility group box (gene tox). Gene Ontology annotation, biological process: regulation of transcription by RNA polymerase II; leukocyte differentiation. Gene Ontology annotation, cellular component: nucleus. NCBI's taxonomy places the organism in Eukaryota, Metazoa, Chordata, Actinopteri, Cypriniformes, Xenocyprididae. Gene Ontology annotation, molecular function: chromatin DNA binding. The record is from RefSeq and is a predicted model, not a curated record.
UGGCCGCUCAGCGGUACAGCCGCGUGUCUUGCGAGUCUUUUGUGUGUGAACAUUGGCAAAGCGCUCGCUUCUCUCCAUAGAGCAGUUACUCUGAGCCACAGCUGCACCAAGAAGAUACACAUCUCUACUCACAGCAGUCAACACAGACUCACCAGAUGCUCUUGUUCUCUUCAAACCUGAGCACUUUUUUCCGCUUUAUCUCUCUAUUGUAAGACGACUGAGGUAAAGGUUCAUAUAAAAGUUUUUGAGAAAACCGCGGAACGGAUGUGAGGCGCAAUAGAGAGCCUCUUUCAGUCUUCAGUUUGCACCUUCUUCUCUUAUUUGCGUUGCGAUUUUUGUGUAAGCGAGGAACACGUUUUCUAGUGGGAAAGGCAAUAGGGGCCGGUUGAUGAUUUUACUGAAAUGGACGUGAGAUUUUAUCCACAACCUCCACCACCAUCAGCAACAGAUCCUUCCCGACUGGGACAGUCACACUAUUCGGACUCUCCGUACUGCAAUAAGUACGACAGCGAAAACAUGUUCAUGAGUAUGCCAGAGCCCAGCCAGGACUUUGUGCCAGGGAACCAGUUCCGCGUGCCUGCCAGUCCCAGCCAGACGCAGCACAGCAACAAACAGGCCGGCGGCCACUGGAAAAGAGAGACCCCUACACAUACGGACGGCCACCGUCUGACAUGGCAGUCCUACCCAGUGCCCAGUCUCGGGGAUGAAGACUUCAACAUCCCGCCAAUCACUCCCCCCACCCUCCCCGAACACAUGCUGGCACACCUGCCUGAGUCUGAGUCCGGAACAUACCAUCACCUUUGCCCCCCUGUCUCCCAGAACGGACUGCACCCCUUUCACCUGCAAGGAAUGGACCUGCCCGGCAUGUCGGUUCCCAACAUGUUGGGUCAAGAUGGUGGUCUGCUCACCAACUCCCUCUCAGUGAUGCAGCAAAUGGUCAACUCAGAUUCGCGUUACGGUGGCCACCCUCAGGUGGAUACGCUUAGACCCAGGGUCCAACCUGGCAUGGUUCCUCAAGGUCAGCUGACCACAAUUAACCAGUCACAACUCAACACUCAGUUGGGUCUGAACGGCAACAAUGGCACCCAUGGAUCCCCAUCUCCACCAGAGAGCAAGUCAGCCACACCCUCCCCCUCCAGCUCCGUGCAUGAGGACGAUGCAGAUGAUGCUGCCAAGAUGAAUGGGGCAGAGAAGAGAGCAGCCACAGACAUGGCCAAGAAGCCCAAAACCCCCAAGAAAAAGAAGAAGAAAGACCCCAACGAGCCUCAGAAGCCAGUGUCAGCCUAUGCCCUGUUCUUCAGAGACACACAGGCAGCUAUCAAAGGCCAAAAUCCUAAUGCCACAUUCGGAGAGGUUUCCAAAAUAGUGGCCUCUAUGUGGGACGGUCUCGGCGAGGAACAAAAACAGGUGUACAAGAAAAAAACAGAAACCGCAAAGAAGGAGUACCUCAAACAGCUGGCUGCGUACAGAGCGAGCCUCGUGUCUCAGAGUUACAAUGACCCAGGCGAUGUGAAGGCAUCACAGGCCUCUCAGAUGCUUGGGCCCAAGCCACCGGUUUUCUCUGGGGCAGGCCAGUCUCACCCAGGUCUCUACAUGGCUCCUCCGUACCACCAGCAGCCAGGACUCAGUCCCCAUCUGCCCCAGAUGCAGCCAGGCCUAGCCCGAGGUGGCGCAUCCCGGCCCAGCGCACCUAUGAGCAUGGGCAGCAUGGCGGGCUCAUCCCCCCCUCCGCUGCAGAUCAGCCCCCCCUUACACCAGCACCUCAGUCUCCACCAGCAACAGCAGCAGCUCAGCAGCCACCCGUUGCCUCUGCACUCCCCAUCCAUGGCCCAGGGUUUCCCCCUUCAGGCAGAGUAUCAGAGCAUGGUAAAUGUCACAUCCUCCGGCGGACCUGGCCUGUCCCCUUCAAUGGACUACCGCACCGGCUGCAGGAACGGACCGACCCAGGGCCUGGACUGGAACCCUGACUACUGCGGCAACGGAGCUCUGCAGAGGGACAAAGCCCUGUACCUGACCUGAUCGACAUGUUCAGCCUCACGCUCCUUCACGCUCACAGGACCAAGGCAGUUCCUCAUCCCAGUACAGCUAUUCAGGGCCUGACUGUUCAGGCCUUACUUUAGACUAGACACAAACCACGCAUCAGCAAAACAACGUUUGAAUGUUUUCUUUCUCAUGGCUCACACUUUAGUGCACCCUAUCGUGGUGGCUUUGCAAUUUCCUUCUAGCUUCUGACAUUCAGACCUUUUGGAUCUUUAAAAUAGAGUUUAAAUCAUCGAAAGCAUGAACAUGUAAAUUGAAUGCUAAAACUUGUUUAAAUGCAAUCACUUCUCUAAUGAUAUUGACUUUUUACGCCCUACUAUUGUUCCGCGUCCUCGUUGCGUACCUAUUAAGAGGCCGUGUAUGGAAACCCCCUGUAGACGUGUGUUUUAUUGGAGAUUGUUCACGGUUUUUAAGACGUCGCGUAGGUCAAUUUGCCUCGCAGGAAGGUUGUCAAUCCAUCAGUUUCUAAGCACUUACCGCUGCAUGUCAGAGACUCCAAGCUCUCACUGACAAGCAGCGGAACGAAAACCAAAACAGAACUUCUUUUUUUGUACAAAGAGGAAAAAUCACAAUCUGAAAAAAAAGAAAGAAAAAAACGCAGACGAUAUGACUCCUGCUUUCGCCCCACUCUUUUCCACACUCUUUCUCGUCGUAUCAUUCUUCCUCUCUGUAAUGAUCUUUUUUAGUCAACUGCCUUAGAAACAGAGUUCUGUUGUAAGUAUAAAACAGUCGCUCAUAGGAACGUUAUGAACGGCCGGACGGGUUGUUUCAAGCAGCCCUCGUUUCAAGUUGUAAAUAGAAUCUGUGUUACUCCUAGAGUAUAAGAAUUCAACUUUUUUUCUAGUAACAAUGUGAUUUUGAAUUGGACCACACCAGUUCGUUUAAAACUCGAAAAAGGAUAAUUAGCCAAGAGGGGUAGUUUCUUGGCAUCGGAAGUCGCCAUUGAUUGGACCGACAAAAGAGACUAAAGAAGUAUUCUUUUCCCAAGUUUAAUAAGGUAAAGGUUGAUGGCAUCAACCAGCGAGGUGGCAUGGAAAUGAUUCAUUAAGGAAAAUACUAAAGAAAAGUUUAUUUUGUAUUACACAAAAUACUUCUUUUGUAUCACUUCUGGCAUAUUGAUUAAUUUCAUCCAAACUAUGUGUAUGAAACUGUCAGAUGCUUAUAUGGUGUUAAUUAGAAGAAACAGUGGCAGAUUGGAGAGUUGCUGUAUAACCCUGGCAUAUGGCUGAUCAUUUACUAUUCCUCUACACUGUGUCUAUAUGAGAUCUUUUUAUGGUACUUGUUUGCGCCUAUUUAUGAAGGAAAAAAAAUAACUGUAGGUGUUUUUUGAGUAAUUAUGUUAGAGUUCCAGGGAUGUUUUUCUGUUCAUUUGUUUUGACAGAAUUGAUCCGGGCAACAAUGUGAAUAAUUCUUAUUUAGUUUUUAUUGUGUUUGAAAAUAAAUAAAGGCAAACCUGCAUUUUUGUGCAGUAAUUAA